Messenger RNA from Dermatophagoides pteronyssinus (European house dust mite), 666 nucleotides. RefSeq lists its product as uncharacterized. Lineage: Eukaryota; Metazoa; Arthropoda; Arachnida; Sarcoptiformes; Pyroglyphidae. The record is from RefSeq and is a predicted model, not a curated record. Gene Ontology annotation, molecular function: ligand-gated monoatomic ion channel activity. Gene Ontology annotation, cellular component: membrane.
AUGAUUCGAUCAUUAGAAUAUGUUCAUGUUCAAUGUAUUGAUUGUUAUCCAUUAAUCAUAUUGAUUCAUCCACAAUUACUACAACAAUUAAUAAAAUGGUUAAUCGAUAGUUUUGACUUAUUUGAUCAAAGAUUUCGUUUUACAAUCGUAUUAAAUGAUUACUCACUGGAUAAUGAUGAUCAAAAUGAUCAACAAGUUAUUCAUGUUCGUCCAAUUUUAGAUGGUUGUUAUUUGCUAAACAAUGUUUAUCAUCCUCAAACCGUAAAUGAUUUUAAUCGAAUGAAAAUUUCAUUUCGAAAAUGUAAUUUCAAUCAAACAUUGAUUAAAAUUGCUGUAAACAAUGUGAUUCCGAUUUGUUCAAUCAAAAAACAACAACAAAUAAAUGGCAAUGGAACAAUAGAUAUGGAUCUAAAUCAUUCACUUGAUUUACGUUUGUUGAAAAUUUUAGCAAAACGAUGGAAUUUUAGUUAUCAAUUUAUUGAUUCACAACAGGAUUGGGGUACUUUUGAGAAUAAUAUUUGGACCGGUUCGAUUGGUUUGAUAAAAAAUAAAACAGUCGAUAUGGGAAUGUGUGGAAUUUCUCAUACUUAUUCACGAAGUUUAAUUGUUGAUUUUAGUUUUUUUACCUUUAUUGAUAGUAUUGGAUUUUUAACAAAAUUUCCAGAA